CCGAUACGCCCGCUACCUGCAGGCCAACUGACGCCGUAAACACUGCCGUCAGGCUAAUGCUUGCUUUCGUUAUAUACUGUUGUCAAGGGGAUGCGAAAUCAGUUGUUUUCAACACACUGCUGAAAAGUGUGAUGUGGUAGCGUUCCUUUUUAAGAGUGGCUAUUCGUAAUCAACUAUUAUUUCGCAAUGGAUGGAAGUGGUGACUUCCUGACACGAUCCUGUCAAGAUGAUGGAAUAAGAAUGACAAAGAAGUCCCUGCGAAAAAUCUGUAAGGAAACCAGCUUAUAUUUAACACCACAUUUAAACGACGUUUUGUAUCUACAUUAUAAAGGUUUCAGUAAAAUAGAGAACCUAGAAGAAUAUACUGGACUGAAGUGUCUGUGGUUACAAAAUAAUGGCAUUGAAAAGAUUGAAAAUCUCGAAAAGCAAACAAAUUUAAAAUGUCUCUUUUUACACUAUAAUUUAAUUGAGAAAAUCGAAAAUUUAGAAGUGCUGCAAGAGUUAGACACAGUGAAUUUGAGCUAUAAUUCAAUCAAAAAAUUGGAAAAUUUAGAUACUUUGCCAGUAUUGAAUUCAUUGUACAUAACACACAACAGACUUGAAACUGUUGAAGACAUAGAAAUUCUGGCAAAAUGCAAACAACUGAGUGUUUUGGACUUGUCCUUCAAUCGUUUGGACAGCCCUGACAUUGUUAAUGUGCUUGGUGCAAUGGAAAACCUCAGAGUUCUGACUCUGACAGGAAAUCCUGUACUCAAACACCUCUCCCCAUACAGAAAGCUACUAAUAAUGAACUGCAAACAGUUAUUACAUCUAGAUGAACGUCCUAUAUUUGAUAAAGACAGAGCAUGCACGGAAGCAUGGUUUGCAGGUGGAGAGGAAGCAGAAAGGAAAUUAAGGCAAAAAUUUAUACAAGAUGAGCAAGACAGAUGCCUCAGAAGUGCUUUGGCACUUGUAGAAAUGCGAAACAAAAAGGUUGCAGAGAGAGCUGCACAAGUAGCUGAUGACACUCUGCAGUGUAUUGCAUUACUAUUUUCAGAAUAUUCCCAGGUGUCCUACACUAACUACACUUUUGGGACGGCAGAAGAUGCACCAUUAGACACAACAGACAGCCAUUGUGAAGAUGUAAAAAAUAGUAACGUUAAUGACGAGAAAACUGAACAAAAUGUACAAGAGCUUGGAAAGCCAACGGUUUUAAAAGAGGCUAAUGAUGCAGAGUCCAAGCAAAAUUUUGCCUCCAACAACUGUGCAUUUAGUUUAAAUGAUAUUAAUACUAAAGAUAAAAGUACCUUUGAAAGCUAUGACAAAGGAACUGUAGUGGUUAGAGAACAAGAAAAUCUAGGAACUUUAGAACAAUUUGAAAAGACACAUGAGAUGGAUGGAUGUAAGACCAGUGUAUGUGAGGGAAUCAAAACACAUGACACUUGUUCUGCAAAUAAUACAGAAUGUACACAGACUGAGGUAGAAUAUAGUUACGGGGAUGAUCUGGUUGGUCUGACCCAUAGUCAACAUGAUCAUCAAACAUUUGUUUCUUCUGUUUGUGGUCAGAUUGUCUCUGUACACUCUGAGCAACAAAUACUCUGCCAAGUUUGCACUGAAAAUACAGCAGGAGAAAAGGAGAAGAUUUUGAAGGAUAGUAGGGAAGGUGAAUGUAAUAGCUCGGAUUACUGUGAAAGUGGAAAUGAAAUAGUUUAUGACUGCACAACAGAACAUGAGGUAAAAUGCCAUAGGAAAAAAGUUGUUCCUAAUAUUUCAUGUGAUAUUCAGUUUACAGUACAUAAAGAAGGAAACAGCACAAUAUGCAAUAUUAGCAGUUCCACCCCUGAAAAAAUGAAACCAGAUUGUUCUAGCAAUGGAGCUUUGGAAAAAGAAAGUCAUAACAACUCCAGAGUUGAUUGUAAUGUUACUGAAGAAGUUUACGGAGCCAGUGAAUCACUUGUCUUUUGUGCCUCUGUGAAAAAUAUGUUACUGCAUGAUAGUGAUAUACCAACAAAUCUAUGCCGUCUGGAACUUGAAGUCAUCAAUGAUGCUCAAAAUCAAAUAUCUGCUUGUGGUCCUCAACAAGAUACUGUUGCAGAUGAAUAUGAUGCUGAUAGAAUAGUGGCCCAAAGGACUAAAGAAGAUGGAUGUAUUGCAAUGGAGAAAGAGGAGCAGCAGAUUGAUAAUGCAGAUUAUGGAGAUGAAAGGACAACUUGCUGUAGGGAUCAAAUCUUACCCUGUACACCUUUUACUAAAGGAACACAUUUGGAAAGUGAAACUAGAAACAUUUUAGAAUACAAUAUACAAACUUCAAUUGACACAUGUAAAGCAGAUGUGUGUGCCCUUGCCUUACAUAAUAAAGAAAAAGUUUCUGAAUUAGCAACUGAUUCUGUUCUGUCAGUUAAUGCAGAAUCAGAGAAAAGUACAUGUGACAGUGACAUAGUUGAAACUAAUGGAAACACAUUUCAUUAA
Messenger RNA from Schistocerca piceifrons (Central American locust), 2448 nucleotides. Its product is annotated as dynein axonemal assembly factor 1 homolog. The record is from RefSeq and is a predicted model, not a curated record. Gene Ontology annotation, molecular function: protein binding. Bases 187 to 2448 code for a protein of 753 amino acids. Lineage: Eukaryota; Metazoa; Arthropoda; Insecta; Orthoptera; Acrididae. The transcript is spliced from 3 exons.